AUGGCAAGACCAUCUGUGACACCACAUCAAACUCCAUCUCAAGCACCCUCCCGUUGCUCUACUUGUAUCAGAACCCCCAUCCGUUCUGAUUCAAACUUUGUUCAAUCCAACAUCCAAUCCGGCCGAUCUGUCUUGGUACCAGCUACUCCUACCAAACAUUCUAGCUCAGAUCCAAUUAUUCACUCCAAGUCCAACCCUUCUGGCGAUAUUCAAACUCAGAACACCCCUUCCCAACCAUCUCAAUCGCAAACCCGCAAAAAGACCAAUACUACAUCUUCAGCCAAAAAGAAGCGCAAAUCAUCAACCAAGUGGAAGCGGAAAAUUUCAAAAUAUUCUGAUGCCGAGAAUUCAAAGGUUCGGAAGUCCUACCAAAAAAAAUCAACUCAAUUCAAUGACAUCCUCGACUACUUUGAGGCCCCAUUUCAUGCAAAGGAAGAUGAUCAGGGGUAA
Molecule: messenger RNA, 450 nt
Organism: Puccinia triticina
Lineage: Eukaryota; Fungi; Basidiomycota; Pucciniomycetes; Pucciniales; Pucciniaceae
Exons: 3
Coding region: 1-450 (149 amino acids)
Source: RefSeq, a predicted model, not a curated record